Molecule: messenger RNA, 1448 nt
Organism: Psylliodes chrysocephalus
Lineage: Eukaryota; Metazoa; Arthropoda; Insecta; Coleoptera; Chrysomelidae
Source: the annotation of a GenBank genome assembly
GAAAAAUACUUUUUGAAUAGGUCUAUUUGUAGGUGUAUGUAAACUUUCAUAAUAAUUUAGAAAAUAUUUUUCUCAAGUUCUUUUUAGGUUAUUUGUAAUUUUUUUAUAUAUUCAGGAUUUUCAUGUUGAUUCACUUGGCAACUCCGCUCGUUGCGUACAACAAAUAAAAUCUGAAACCAGAUAUUUAAUUUAAAUAUAAGCUUGGCACAUCGGAGAAAUAGUAUUAUUUAAUUAAUAAGCUAUGUAAUUGCCAGUGAUGCUUUAAUUGAUAUUAAUUUAUGCGUAGAUAUUUGCGUAUGUUUACAGAAGUGCUGUAAUAUCGAUCUAAAUUAUAAAAAUUUUGUAAACAAGUGUAAUUCGAGGAUUCGAGCCACUGAGUGUCCAUUGAUAUUUACGCGUGAUUUAAAAAUAUAGAAAGUGCUAAAAAUGAUUUUUUAGAAUCUUAAAACAGUAUUAUUUCCAUGGAGGUAUCUUAUGAGAAUAGAUUCAAGCUUACUCGAGAUGCUAGUGAUAGUAGACAUGUAUUCAAAUUGGAAUUGCUUCAGAAUUCAACGGUGAGGGCUUUCCUAUCUGGAUCAACAUCUGGAGUAAUUUGUACAGUUUUAUUACAACCUCUUGACGUUAUUAAAACCCGUUUGCAAAAUCCAGCUUUAUUUAAAAGUGUAACACUUGGCAGACCUGUAAUAAUUGGAAUCGUAUCAGACGUUAUUAAAAAUGAAAGUAUUAAGGGAUUGUGGAAAGGAACUAUACCCACGUUGGUGAAAACGGUGCCCGGUAUAGGAUUAUAUUUUGGUCUAUUGACUCAUUUUAAAUCAUAUUUCUUCAAAAAUAGAGUGCUAGACCCAACGGAAUCCGUACUGGUUGGGGCAGUAGCACGUUCCAUGGCUGGUGCAGUUUUAAUGCCUCUGACAGUCGUUAAAACAAGAGUUGAAAGUGGAGUUUAUAAUUAUAGCGGAGUUACAGUAGCAUUGGGAGAUAUAUUCAGGACUGAGGGUAUCAAGGGUUUGACAAGAGGAUUGGUACCUACCAUAUUUAGAGAUGCUCCUUAUGCUGGAUUGUACUUCAUGUUCUACACGCAAUCCAAGUUGAUGGUUCCUAAAGAUAUCCAUUCAAAUUACCCAUUGGCAGUUUAUUUCGGUUGCGCUAUAGCCUCGAGCACGCUAGCGUCUCUGGCUACCCAACCGCCUGACGUUUUCAAGACGCAGUUGCAAUUGUAUCCGAAUAAAUUCAACGGAUUGUGGUCUGUGAUUAUUGACGUGUACGUAAGACACGGUAUUUUAGGUUACUUUCAAGGUAUUCUUCCUAGAUUGGUGAGACGGACGCUGGUCGCCGGCAUAUCUUGGACUUUGUAUGAGAAAAUUAUGCAAUCGUCUAAGCACAAAUAUUAAUAAUGUUUUAUAGUAUUGUUUUUACUGAUAGGUUUGUAAAUAAAUAUUUAUUUAUUCUUA